GGGACAGCGGCUUUGCUGGCAGGUACAGAUACUAGAAGGUCACCAAUACAGAAGCGACCACCGACAGCGAACCACCCGGCACGGACAUGCAGUCAGACAACCCAUUUGAAACAUACGAAAACCCCUUCUCAGACCCUUACGAUCCUUCGGGGUAUGGGGGCCAGAGUCGUGGCCAAAGCCACGGCGGACACGGCGCAGGAAACGGACCAGCGUUUCUCAACGAAUGCCAGAGAAUUAAGGACGAGAUCGAGCAGUACAAGAGCAACAUCGACUACCUCAAGCAGUUGCAGUACCAGCAAAUGAAGGCUGUUUCUGAAACCGAGAAGAAACGCACGUUGGAGCAGAUCGACAGCUCGACGAUGGAGAUGAAGACGAUGCAGAUCGACAUCAAGAACGGCAUCGAGCGUCUGAAAACACAGGUGGACCGCUCGGACCCGGACAUGGUGAACCAGUUGAACAAUUUGAACCGACUCUUCAGAGGCGCCUUGAGAGAGCUCAUUGUCGAGGAGGACAACUUCAAGGAGUCCGUCACCCACCAGGCGGUCGAGCAGUACCAGAUAAUCAACCCGGAGGCAUCUUACGAUGAAGCACAGCAGUUUGUGUUGCAGAACGGACCGGAAGAGAUCUUUUCCACGUCUCUCGAGAUGCAGAACAAGAAGGCCGAGGCGAUGGAGGUGUUUGAAAACGUCAAGUACCGUCACGACGAGCUCUUGAAGAUCCAGGAGAUGGCGGCAACCUUGAACCAGAUGUUCAACGACUUGCAGGACAUCGUACUCGAGCAGGGCGAGUACUUGACCAAUGCCAAUGAAAACAUAGACCUUGCACAGGCCCAGCUGGAGAAAGGUGACGGCAACGUCAUCCAAGCGGUUCAAACUUCCAAGAAAAACAGGAAGUGCAAGUGGAUUAUCAUUGGUUUGUGUAUCUUGCUUGCUUGUAUUAUUGCCGGUGUCAUUGCCGGCUUGGUUAGAGGGUUAUCCGGUCAUUAGUCAGUUUUGUUUUCCAUUUCCAUUUCCAUUUCCAUUUCCAUUUCCAUUUCCUUUCUAUUUUUGGUUUUGUUUUUUCCAUUCUUCUUUUCUUGACUUUGUUUCCAUUUCCAUAGCUCUAGUUCAUAGUUCAUAGCCCAUAGUUCAUAGUUCAUAGUUCAUCUUUUUUCCAAACUCAUUUUCUUUUUCCUCUUUUUCCAUUGCCAUUCGAUUUUACUACUCUACUCCCUUUUAUUUCUUCUCUUUAUAUCCCACCCCACAAAAACACGGCUAUACUACAAAUUAGCAUUUAUAAAUGAUUAUCUAAAGAAAUAUUGCGCUUUCCUG
Molecule: messenger RNA, 1310 nt
Organism: Pichia membranifaciens NRRL Y-2026
Lineage: Eukaryota; Fungi; Ascomycota; Pichiomycetes; Pichiales; Pichiaceae
Exons: 1
Coding region: 87-986 (299 amino acids)
Biological process (GO): intracellular protein transport; vesicle fusion; vesicle-mediated transport
Cellular component (GO): SNARE complex; endomembrane system; membrane
Molecular function (GO): SNAP receptor activity; SNARE binding
Source: RefSeq, a predicted model, not a curated record